Aplysia californica (California sea hare) is the source of this 2598-nucleotide messenger RNA. RefSeq lists its product as uncharacterized. The record is from RefSeq and is a predicted model, not a curated record. NCBI's taxonomy places the organism in Eukaryota, Metazoa, Mollusca, Gastropoda, Aplysiida, Aplysiidae.
GCUGAGAGACAAAGAAAUCAGAGCGCCACGGCAGGCUCACUGGACAAAGGCGGCUCUAAGCCGCCAAAACGGGCAACCAACAACUCACUGGCGCCUUUUUACACACACGAGAAGCGCACGUGCGGCUACUUCUUCUCUCGUGAAACGGACAACCGGAAGAGGAACUUCGGCAUCCCUCCCAGCGACCUCGUGGCAUGGCGAUCGAGCAACCCCGUUCAGUGACCAGAAAAACACUAACCAAUCCUAAAUCUUCCGCCAGAAUAUCGUCAUAACAGUAUUUUUUGUCCGUAUGUGCUCCAUUUCCUCUCCUUCCUCUAAUAUAAUAUAUUACAAUGAUUUUACCGAAAUGAUGCUAGAAACUGGAAAGUCUUCAAUUUGUUUCUGUAUUCUGAGAACUCCCUGACAAUAGGUUAUCUCACAGCUUCUUGUUUUUAUCUCGGGUGUGUGUGCACGUUCCUGGGCACGUGCAAGCCCACAUAAUAUUAAUUUACCUUUACAUUUUAUUUUAUAGUUUUUCUGCUUUGAUUUAACCCAGAAUUGCACUGUUAUGGAGAGACUCCGACGGGCAAUUUGAAGACUCUUUUUCAUUUCGUUUGUAAGAGUGCGUAUACUUUCUAAACACGGGCGAGCCUUUUCCUUUUCCAUUUUGUUGUUUACGAGCUUUCUGAUCUGCCUAAUGCUUUAGAUCCACCCCCAUUGUAACGCACUGAUUUAAAACUGUUCAAGGAUGAGAUUUGAAAUACUUUGUAUUUUGGCUGAGUUUAGAUUUGGUUUUUGUAAUUAUUGGCAUUCCAAAAACUAGGCAAUCUCACACUACCCAGGUUUCGUUGACAGCAUCCCGCCUACAGAUAUUAUUAGCACGUGCCUUCACACUCCCAUCUGUAAUCUCAAGGUCUCUACAAUAUAAAAGUGAAAUGAUCAAGAACUUGUGAGAUGACUGGACGUUUUUAUUCUUUACAAGCACUCAGUGACGCCUAGACACUUUGACAAGGCGGUCUGUUAGCUUCUGAUUUGGUCCACAGUAAUUUUACCGGCACGUGCCAGUUAACAACCUCCUACACUUGCUCUAGACUCCAUUCUGUCCUAUCUGUCACGUGCAACUUGUCCUUCGUAGGAGGACUCAAAACAAGUUAUUGAUUUGAUUAAGAAUGGCAAACAGUUGGGAAUUUUUUUAUCGCAAACAUCCAUUAGUGUUUUCUACACAGGACCCGUUCGUUCCACUAUCAGAAUAAUUUUGAGUAUUGGGAAUAUAGUUAAAAUGGGAAUCCCCAAUUCUCUCCCGACAGUAUAUUUCCAUUUAAUCUCGACCAUUUGUCGUUAUCACUGGUUUAAAAAACCAGGAUGUGUCUCCAAUAUAGAAUGCCAUGCCUCCAUCCAUGCGAAUCAAGCACAAAGCAACGGCAUAUGUCCAUGAUAAUCUACAUACAAAUCCCAUCCAGUUUUUAUAGACAUUUUGACAGCAACACCAACAAAUCAUCUCCCGUGGUUUGCCAGGCUGGACUCUGCAACUCAACUCAAGGAUCUUAGCAUAAAGACUUGUCCAAUAGGAUUCUAAUCAAGACUUAUUUGAAAUUAUCCUUUGAAUUUUUUUUUGAUACAAUAGGUCGAAAAUCCUCAAAAUGGAAUCCACUAGUGAGCUUAUUACAUGCUAUACAGUCCAUUAUUACUUCCAUUAUUAUAAUUACUUUUAUUCUUAUUUGUAAUAAUAAUAAUCAUAAUUGAUAUUAUAAUCAUUAUUUGUAAUUGCUUGGUUGUUGUUGUUUUAAAACCAUUUAUUUCAGUCUUAAAGACAGAAAGGUAUGAACGUUUUGAUUUUUAAAAAUCAGUAGUUUGGAUUAUUAUAAAUUAUAUGAAUAGUAUUGCGUUAUCUAUUUUGCCCAAAUCCUGUGGCUGUGCUUUUCUGUAGUUAUACUUCUUUACCUGCUCCCACUCACUCACAGUAUUAUUAUCUCUGUAACCAAGGUUUUGCCUUUUCAAUCUUCCUUGAGCAGAAACAAGAGAACAGUAUUCGGUUUUAAAUUCUAUCAAUGUUAUACUUUGCUUAAAGUUGUAAGUAUGUAUACAUCAUCAGUAUUAUGCAUUCAACUUUUCUCCAAAUAUGAAUGUUGAAGCACCACUUGACCGUUUAGAAGUGUGUUAUUAUCUUAUUUCUUUGCAUAUGAUUUCAUCAUCUGAAUGGUUUUCCCUAUCUAUUCUCAAGAUAUAUUAGGUAAUAUGAAUUCUGGAAGAAAGUUUCAUAAUAAUAAGUUUAUAGAGUUUCGGCGUAUUUGAUUUUACUGAACGAAGAACAUGUUUCGAAACACAUGGACAUAUUCUUAGUAUUAUUUGAGCAAUUUGGAAUCCGUUUCUCUGUCUUUUGAACAUACCAGGAUUCCCUUUCCCCUCUCCUCCAUAUUGUGAUGUAAACACAAUAUUAUAUAUUUAUGUGUGAUAUUCAGUAGCUGCCUUUACGAUGCACUAAAUCUGUUCUUCUGUUCUACCGACUCCGUCCAAAUCAGUAUUUUGUUCUCAUUUGUUCCUUGCAAUAAGUAUUACAACAGUGUGUGAAAUCAUGAACUCCAAACAAUAAAGUGAAGUUUGAACCAAAAAAAAAAAGAA